AUGUCGACCUCAAUGCUGUCGCAAGCUGGCGUCAAAGGCGACGACGCCAGUGUCAGAAUCAGUGAAAAGGCCGAGUACAAAGCCUUUAUUUCUGCUCUGGGAGUGGCCCAUCAUCUCGGCGUGCAGUUCGCGCGUAUCCCUGCUCGUUUCCGCCAGGCUCAACUCGUUCCCCCCGAGAGCCAUUGUGCCAUCGUGGAUGCCACUGAAUAUGGGCCGAUCUGCCCUCAGGCUCCUGACAAACUUCGUGGCAUUCGGCAGCACCUCUUUGCUGGUGCGCCGGCCGCGAACUUGGCGCAAUCCGAGUAUGAUUGCCUCCGGUUGAAUAUCUACGCGCCUAAACCGGUCAUCUCGUCCGAGAGCAAGUUGCCUGUUGUUGUAUGGAUUCACGGAGGUGGGUGGACGAUUGAAAACGGUAACGCUGACUUUUCUGGCGACUUUCUAGUACACCACUCGAUUGAGGCCGGCAAGCCGAUAGUGUUUGUAUCCAUCAACUACCGGAUGGGAUCCUUCGGGUUCCUGUCUUCAUCAGAACUCGCAGCAGAGGCAGUCAGUCAUGGAGAAGCAGGGUGGGCAAACCAGGGUCUUCACGACCAGCGUCUCGGGCUUCAAUGGGUGAAAGACUACAUUCACCUGUUCGGAGGUGAUGGCUCUAACGUAACGAUUGCCGGGGAGUCUGCCGGGGCCUGGUCUGUCCUGGCUCAUUUGCGAUCAAACCAGGCCCUGUGUCAGCGCGGGAUCAUGCAAUCAGCUCCAUCUUGGUCCAUGCUCCGGCCAGAAGAGGCACAGGCCAAAUUCGACCGACUCGUGCAGCAUGCCGGGGUCCCUCCCACUGCGACGGCUUCGCAGAAGAUUGCUGCGUUACGGUCAGCAUCCACACAGGAGUUGAUCGCAUGGAACGGGCCACUGACAUCUCCGAUUUGGGAUCCAAAGUGGUUUGUCGGUCAUUCCUUGCCAGAAGGCCCCCUCGACUGCGUGGAGCCAUUUCCGAGCUGGGUUAAGGCCAUCGUAAUGGGGACAAUGCGAGACGAAAUGUCGGUCUUUGGGUUCGACAAGGUUGAGCAAACCAAGGGAUCCGUGAUCUCCAACCUCCGUAAUAUCCUGUCUCUCCCAAGCGACCAGUCCUUCAGCUCCGAGGUACUAGAGGAAUAUGGCGUCCUGGAAGUCAAGUCAGAUACAGCGGCAGUGCAAGCACUGACCAGUCUCCUUGCUGAUGCCUGCUUCUCGCGUCUGCCGUUCAACGUCGCCAGCGCCUGUAGUCUCCCCAAUUCACCAUCACUGUAUAUAUACCGAUUCGAUCAGCCCGACGAGGCGGAAUCCAGUCCGCUCAACGGAGCUGCAUUCCAUACCCUGGAUAACGCUUACUUGUGCCGUUACCCUGCGGUCGCAGGCUCUGCAGCCCCGCGCUCGUGUCAAGCCACGGCAGAUAUGUUCUCCCAAAUGGUUCUCCGCCAGGCAUACGGUGAGUCUCCCUGGCAGGAGUAUAGCAUUUCGCACGCACAAAAUGUGUUUGACGGAGCUCACACUCGACUUGAGACCGUCGGUCGUGAGGCACAGCCCUGGAGGAAGCUGUUGACCAGUCAAGACCGAGUGAAUAGAUUUGCGAGAUUGUUUUAUGAUUUUAUCAAUCAAGGACCGGGGCAGUGA
Messenger RNA from Aspergillus puulaauensis, 1644 nucleotides. RefSeq names its product putative carboxylesterase. Lineage: Eukaryota; Fungi; Ascomycota; Eurotiomycetes; Eurotiales; Aspergillaceae. The transcript is spliced from 3 exons. The coding region runs from base 1 to 1644 and encodes 547 amino acids. The record is from RefSeq and is a predicted model, not a curated record.